Messenger RNA from Brienomyrus brachyistius, 3266 nucleotides. It is a transcript of the gene slc26a6.2, whose product is annotated as solute carrier family 26 member 6. Gene Ontology annotation, biological process: transmembrane transport. Gene Ontology annotation, cellular component: membrane. Gene Ontology annotation, molecular function: secondary active sulfate transmembrane transporter activity; chloride transmembrane transporter activity; bicarbonate transmembrane transporter activity. The record is from RefSeq and is a predicted model, not a curated record. The transcript has 20 exons. Lineage: Eukaryota; Metazoa; Chordata; Actinopteri; Osteoglossiformes; Mormyridae. The coding region runs from base 858 to 3077 and encodes 739 amino acids.
GGCCCUGCUUUCCAUGUAGAACAUUAUGAGAGCAGCUCAAAAACCCACAACCCGCGACCUUCUAAUAUUUACCUGCUACUGUAUUUUCGAAAUAGCCCAACUAGGCGGGAAAACCGCGGACCUGGCGGCUCUGACAGGCUGCCGCGACUGCGCCGCGUCUGGCAGCGCGAGGGUAUGACAGUUUCCGCCCCAACUACCGGCAAUUCCAGCAAAUGGUGAUAAAACUGUAAAAAACACCAAACAAUAUGACUUAAAGAUGAUAAUUUAAUUAUACACUAUAUUAUACAUACGAUAAUUUUUGCCUAAAAAUUAAAGGGCCGACUUACGACCGGUCAGUCGGGAACCGAUCGCGGUCAUAAGUCGAUGACGACCUGUAAUUACAAACUGAGAACGCGGGUUAUCUCACAUAGUUUAAAAUGUAUUGAUUGCCUUAUUGGUUUUGUAAGGAAGAUAUAUGAUGCCCAUGGUAUGAUUAAUAGGCAAGUGAAAUAAUUAAGAUUUUCCCUGACUUGACUCAAAUACUGAUUGCUAUCUAAUCAGAAGAUGAUAACACCCUAAAUUGCUGGUACAAAAAGGACCGUCUCACUGUGCCCUGCUGCCAGCUUCAACUAGGAUAUUUUUUCUGGGGACUUUGCUCUGUACUUCUAAGGGACUUAGAGUAUAUGUGUGUCUCUAUGGGUGUGUGCUCGCCGUACCUGCGUAUGUGUUCGCAGCCCACACGAUCACAUGCUGAAGGUCAGCAUACACAUUAACCGAAGACUGAAGAGGAAGGUCUGUGAAGGUACGGUAAGGCAUCCUUCAGGGGGAGACGAGCAGAGCGCCAUCAAACACCGACACUGUGACUGAGCACCACAGCCAUGGAGCAGAAGAGACGCGUGGGGUACGCCAUUCAGCGUGAGGUGCUGGACGAGCAGAAUGUGGAGGAAAUGGCCGAGAAAUCAGAUGCCAAGACUCCCCUCUCACAAAAGAUAAAGAAGUCACUCAGGUGUUCUGGGCCCAGGCUGAAAAAAUCCAUCCUGAGUUGUGUUCCUAUCAUUUCCUGGCUGCGCCGUUACUCCCUGAGGGACUGGGCCAUUGGAGAUCUGGUGUCAGGCAUCAGUGUGGGCAUCAUGCACCUGCCCCAGGGAAUGGCGUACGCCCUGCUGGCUGCAGUUCCCCCGGUCUUUGGACUCUACUCUUCUUUCUAUCCCAUCUUGGUUUACUUCAUCUUUGGUACAUCUCGCCACAUCUCCGUGGGCACCUAUGCGGUGAUGAGCGUGAUGAUCGGAGGGGUGACAGAACGCAUCGCUCCGGACUCCCACUUCUUAGUUUGGGACAAUGCGACCAACACCAGUGUGCUGGACACUUAUACCCGCGACCACGAGAGGGUGAAGAUCGCUGCCGCAGUCACCUUUCUGUCUGGCAUUUUACAGGUUUUGCUGGGAAUGGUGCAGUUUGGCUUUGUGGUGACUUAUCUCUCUGAGCCGCUGGUCAGGGGAUACACCACUGCUGCCGCCAUCAAUGUUAUUGUUUCCCAGCUCAAAUACUUCUUCGGAAUUCAACCGGAACGUUUCAGCGGGCCUUUCUCCCUGAUUUACACGGUGAUUGAUGUUUGCUACUUGCUUCCGAAGACAAACAUUGGAACUCUUGUGGUCAGUAUUGUGACCACGGUCGGCCUUAUUGGUGCCAAAGAGGUCAACUCACUUCUUGCCCGCAAACUACCGGUACCCAUUCCUGUGGAACUGCUGGCUAUCAUCAUAGCCACAGUGAUUUCCUGGCAGUUCAACCUAGAUACAAAGUAUGGAGUGGAGGUAGUGGGACCCAUCCCAUCUGGCCUCCAGCCCCCGAGAGUACCCGAGGUCUCCAUUCUUGGACAGGUGAUAGGGGAUGCUUUCGCUUUGGCCAUUGUUGGGUAUGGCAUUGCCAUUUCCCUGGGCAGAAUAUUCGCACUCAAAUAUGGCUACAGAGUGGACAGCAACCAGGAGCUGGUGGCCUUGGGCCUCAGUAACACGGUAGGAGGGCUGUUCCAGUGCUUCGCCAUCAGUUGCUCCAUGUCUCGCAGUCUUGUCCAGGAGAGCACUGGAGGAAAAACUCAGGUAGCUAGUGCUAUCUCGGCUUUUGUGAUUCUCAUCAUUUUGUUGAAGAUUGGAGAACUCUUUGAGCAGCUUCCUAAGGCAGUGCUGGCAGCCAUCAUUUACGUGAACCUGCACGGGAUGAUGAAGCAGUUUAAUGACAUCCGCAUACUCUGGAGAACUAACCGAGUGGACAUGGUUGUGUGGAUCGCCACCCUGAUCCUCACCGUGCUGUUUAACCCUGACAUGGGCCUAGCUGCGUCCAUCGCCUUUUCCAUACUCACCGUCAUCUUCAGGACUCAGCUGCCUCAGUACUCCAUUCUUGGCCAGGUCAAGGGCACUGAUAUCUAUAGACCCAUCAACCAGUACAAGCAGGCGUACCAGCUGCCAGGCUUGUUUAUUUUUCGCUCUUCUGCCACGCUGUACUUCGCCAACGCUGAGAUGUAUGCAGACGCCCUUGCAGCAAAGAGUGGGAUUGACAUCACCAAGAUCCUGACACGUAAGAGGAAGCAAGAUCUAAAGAAGCUGAGGAGGGAGAAGAAAGAGGCCAAAAAAGCCAAGAAGGAGGCAAAGAAGGCGGCCAAGAUGGAGACCAAGAUGGAGGCCAAGAUGGAAUCCGAUACAGAGGCGGAACCGGGGACUGAAACGGACGAAUAUGAAUUGGAAGAACCCGAAUCCCCGCAGAUGAGGAUCAGUACCGUGGCAACGGUGGAAGGGAGUUUUCAGACAGACCACGCCCUUCCUCGCGCCAUCAUCCUGGACCUGAGUCCCGUGAAUUUCCUGGAUACUGUGGGAGUAAAGACAUUGCGCAAUAUCCUGAAAGACUAUGGGGAAAUCGGGGUGGAAGUCAUUUUGGCAGGCUGUCAGCCCUGUGUUGUGGAGAAUCUGGAGAAGGGAGAGUUCUUCAAUGAGAAAGUCACCAAGGGAUGCCUCUUCUCUUCUCUUCAUGAUGCGGUGCUUCAUUGUCAGAAAGAUGAGGCCAGGCAGCACAUGACUGACCAGGUUUUGGCAGGAACUCACUUGUAAAAUCCUGGAUAAAAUUACAGUGGGACAAGCUGAAGACCCAGCAGAAAAAUAUAUAUAGAGACUUGUUGUAACCACUGCCAUUACUAUUUCCUGAGUAAUGUUUAAGGCAUCAUUUACUUAUUCCUAAGUUGAAGUUUAUUUAUUUAUUUGUUUUUUUUCUGAAAAAUAAAUCCUUUUCCAUUGAACUGC